Messenger RNA from Ostrea edulis (European flat oyster), 1070 nucleotides. Its product is annotated as protein quiver-like. The coding region runs from base 383 to 823 and encodes 146 amino acids. NCBI's taxonomy places the organism in Eukaryota, Metazoa, Mollusca, Bivalvia, Ostreida, Ostreidae. The transcript is spliced from 5 exons. The record is from RefSeq and is a predicted model, not a curated record. Gene Ontology annotation, biological process: sleep; positive regulation of voltage-gated potassium channel activity; regulation of synaptic transmission, cholinergic.
GAUUUCUAUUGUAUCAUCUAAGCACGGUUGACCAUCGAGUGGAAAAUAUCAAGAGACAUCCAAUAGACGGGUGUGUAAAAUUCUGGAUUCCGGUGUCAUUCCACACCAUUGAUGGUAGCAGAUAAACACUUCCCCGGGUAUACACACACACCGGAAGUUGGAUAUACAUGAGUAUAUAGCGUAGUGAAUAUUUUCUGACACCUCUGAAUCAUCGAUUCCAGUGCUGUGGAAGACUCUGCUAAUUGGCGUAAUUCAGUAUGAUUGGAGUCUCGUUACUUAUUGAUGCUGUUUAUGAUAGAACAAUCCCUGCUCAUAAUAGACAACCUUUGUAAAAACUCGCCUGCCAUUAGCCCAGUAUGGGGACCUGCAUUUUGCCGGAAAUAUGGCCAAAAUUUACGUUGGAUUCCUGCAAAAUCUUCUCUUCGUGAUCAUCAUUAACUCGACUACAGCACAGGAUGAGGAAUGCGAGGGGUAUCUGAAAAAACCACUUUACUGUUAUGAGUGCCAAGCCUCUACAAGUAACCCUAACUACUGCGCUGACCCGUUCAAUGCCACCCUGUUGGCAAACAAUGUUUCUGUGUGUGAGGGCCAUUGUGUGAAGUGGGUCAGAGAAGCAAGGCCAGGUGAGCUAACUUACACAAGGACCUGUUCCACGCGCCUGAAAAUCAAGAUGAUGAUCAACAUCGUCUGUAUGGAAGAAUCCCGGCCUCGUUCAGGAGAAAUAUGCUUCUGUAAAGAUCCCAAAUGUAAUUUGUCGUCUGCAAUAUACUUUUCAGCCCUGACAUUGUUUUGUGGACUGUUAUUAUUCAAAGAGUGGACCUGAAAGAAUUACAUUCUAACCUUGCAAUAGAGUGAUGCCAAAACCUCACAAUCUUUCACACUACUAGUGUGAUGGGGCACAAGUGGGAUUAACGAACAUGUACUGUGCAAUUAUUUACUCUAUCUAUUUGUACAUAUUGUAUAUACCAAUUUGCACUUAAUAAUGUAUUACAUAUUCAUGAUGUCACAGAAGCCAGUUCUAUAUAUGAUGAAAGUUUUGAAUAUACACAUGUAAAUCACACUUACAUGUA